UAUCGAUAAUGAAUCCUAGUUGAGAGUUUCUAAUCGAAAGCUCAAAAAUUCAGGGACAUGCAACGAAUCUUCUUGAGUGAAUAGCAAAUAGAAUGGAUAAUUCUGUUUGUGCCAUAUAGCAGUCAUGUUAGCAAGAGGCGUAUCACGCUGCUGUUUAACCCUAAAGCUACGGCCACUAUCGAUCCGUCCAAUAAACCAAUAUGGUCAGCAAUGCCGUCAAUAUUCAAUGCCUUCAGGUCCUGUAUCCUCAGCAAGUUCCACAAGCUCAUCAGGAAUGUUGGCACCUAUCACCAAUGAAUUGGACAAGAUAGCCCCAUCUUUCAAUAUUAGCGGGUCCCAAAUACAGAUCAUCAAGACUCCCAACGAUUUUUACGAGACACUCAAGGCUAGGAUACGGAAGGCUAAGAAACAAAUAUUCUUAUCUACUCUCUAUAUUGGAAAAUCCGAAAAAGAGUUGAUUACCACUUUACAAAAUGCCCUACGCGCCAAUCCCAACUUAAAGUUGAGCAUUCUCACUGACGCAUUACGUGGAACGCGGGAGGCCCCUGAGCCAUCUUGCGCAUCACUUUUAGCCCCUCUCGUCACUGAGUUUGGCGCCGAUCGUGUUGAGAUCCGAAUGUACCAUACCCCGAAUCUAACCGGAUUACGGAAGAAGUACAUACCAAAACGGAUCAAUGAAGGAUGGGGUCUUCAGCACAUGAAGCUCUACGGCGUUGACGAUGAGAUAAUACUCUCAGGCGCGAAUCUUUCCAACGAUUACUUCACCAAUCGUCAAGACCGAUACCAUUUAUUCUCUUCCAAUGAAGUGACUGAUUAUUUCUGGAAUCUCUACCAAGGAGUAACCUCCCUUAGCUUCUUGGUACAGCCUACGAAGGAUGACCCCGCUGGCUUCAGGCUGCAAUGGCCGACGACUAACUCUGCCCCCUCCCCCCUUGACCAGCCCGCUGAGUACAUCUCAAAUGCCACAACUCUUAUAUCAGGGUUAAUAUCACCAAAGAAUACGCAAGACAAUAUCAAAGCUCACGAUCAGCAUACGCUCUCUCCCAAGGACACCACGGUGUAUAUGCUUAGCCAGCUCUCGCAGCUUAUGAAACCUGAUACCUCGACUGAACUGCCAGCCAUCACCCACGUCCUCAAGACGCUAGGUAAGCCGGACUAUGCCGGGUCGUCGUGGACAUUUACUGCGGGAUACUUCAAUCCAGCCCCGUCGCUUACAAAUCUCCUACUCUCAACGGCUUCGCAGAAUAAUGUGGUCAUUACGGCGUCCCCAUAUGCUAACGGUUUCUAUAAGUCGAAAGGUGUGUCGGGGCUCUUACCCGAUGCCUACACCCUCCUCGCUCGGAGGUUUCUUCGUGCAGUCAAGGCACAGAAAAUGGAUUCGUCCGUUGUGCUGAAGGAAUGGAGAAGAGGCACCGUCAAUGAGCCGAAUGGAUGGACUUAUCACGCCAAAGGACUAUGGGUAACACUGCCAAAUGACCAAGGCCCGUCAAUAAGCAUCAUCGGAAGCUCCAACUACACAAAACGAAGCUAUUCCCAUGACCUCGAAGCCGGUGCUCUAAUCGUAACUCAGAAUCCUGGCUUGAAGGCCAGAUUAGGUGACGAACAGAAAUGGCUUCAAGAGUAUGCCAAUCCUGUAACUCUAGACGAUUUCGCAAGAACAGAAAGACGAGUCGGAUUGCAUGUCCGAAUUGCAAUGUGGAUCGUGAGUGCUGUCGGCGGCGCUCUAUAAUGGCUCGACAAAAAUUUGAAACCCGAGAAACAAGGGUCCCGGCUGCCGUGGGUUUUCAUAUGAAGGGGCAAUUAUAUCCUUCUUUGAUGAGUUGACCACGGGCCGUUAUACCUCCGCUAUCAGGCUCAAAACACCAGAAAAGGCUCAAAUCUCGUAAACGGAAUGGCUUCCUCCGCUUUUGAUCUCACCAUCUCAAUUCAAUGAUACCCAAACAAAGCGUUUUAAUAGAUUCAUACACAUGUUUUGACUUAACAUUUACUUUUUCUUCGUAACCCCCUGAUA
This is a messenger RNA of Hypoxylon fragiforme, 2011 nucleotides long. RefSeq lists its product as uncharacterized. The record is from RefSeq and is a predicted model, not a curated record. NCBI's taxonomy places the organism in Eukaryota, Fungi, Ascomycota, Sordariomycetes, Xylariales, Hypoxylaceae. The transcript has 4 exons. The coding region runs from base 125 to 1729 and encodes 534 amino acids. Gene Ontology annotation, molecular function: CDP-diacylglycerol-glycerol-3-phosphate 3-phosphatidyltransferase activity. Gene Ontology annotation, cellular component: mitochondrion. Gene Ontology annotation, biological process: cardiolipin biosynthetic process.